Melopsittacus undulatus (budgerigar) is the source of this 1587-nucleotide messenger RNA. RefSeq names its product leucine rich repeat containing 3 (gene LRRC3). The record is from RefSeq and is a predicted model, not a curated record. Lineage: Eukaryota; Metazoa; Chordata; Aves; Psittaciformes; Psittaculidae. Gene Ontology annotation, molecular function: protein binding. Gene Ontology annotation, cellular component: extracellular matrix. Bases 134 to 997 code for a protein of 287 amino acids. The transcript is spliced from 2 exons.
GCCCGCGGCGGCAGCAGCCGCAGCAACAAGUGGGGCCGGUGCUUGGCCCGCUGCCGGCGCCGGGGCCGCGGCCGAGCCGCCGUGCACCUCAGCCGCAGCCUGAGCGGAGCGGAGCUGCGCCGGCAGAGCCGCAAUGGGAGAGGCUCUGCAGGAGAGCAGAGGAGCCGCCUUGCUGCCCAGGAGCUGCUGCAGCCGCCGGGGAAUCGCCAGCAGCCAUGCCGAGCUGGCCGGAUACAAGAUGACCCUCACAACUACACCAGUAGCCAGCGUGGCCCAGGCUUUCUUUUACCUGCUGCUGUGUGUCCCUUGGGGCAGCUCCUGCCCCCCAAGCUGUCAAUGCACAGAGCGGGCAGGAGCGAAGGCCGUCCUCUGCAGCUCCCGGCACUUGGAGGAGAUCCCGAAGGACAUCCCCAAAGACGCAGUGUUCCUCAAGCUGGAUGCCAACAGCAUCACCAGGAUCCCCAGCAAUGCCUUCAGGCACCUCUCCCACCUGGAGGAACUUGAUCUCUCUAGGAAUGCCAUUGAGAAGAUCGACAGGGCAGCUUUCAAAGGAGUGGCUGCUGGGCUGCGUACCCUCGACCUCUCCAGCAACCGCAUCCGCAGCAUCCCCAAGGAGGCCUUGCUGGCGCUCAAUGCCAAGCUCCGGCUGGCCAACAACCCCUGGCACUGCGAGUGUGCCUUGCAGGAGGUGCUGUGGGAAGCACGGCUGGACCCCGACUCCGUCCAGGACAUCACCUGCCACACGGCCCCACGAGAGGAGUAUGUGGGCAAGCCGCUGCUCCAGGUCCUGGAUGCCGGAGUCAACUUCUGCAGCGUGCGCCAGAGGACCACGGAUGUGGCCAUGUUCAUCACCAUGUUUGGCUGGUUCGCCAUGGUCAUUGUCUAUGUGAUCUGCUACGUCCGGCACAACCGAGAGGACACCUGCAAGCACGUGGACUACCUGAAGUCACUGCCAAGCACCCAGGGCCAUGCCGAGACCACCAGCACUGCUCUGUAGCGCAGGAUUGGGCCAUCCCUUUCCCAGCUUCUUUGCAGAGAGCCAGUGGCAACCUGAUGGCCUUCAAAUUUUCUUGAUGGGAUUUUGCAGUGUUUGCUCCAGUCCUGCAAAUGAGUGCCACUGCCUUCACCCCUGCCAGUGAUGGUGGACUGAGUGUGAGCAAAUGGCACGGGGAGGGGUGUUGGGGACACCCCAUGCAGACCUGCCGAUGGAGCCCAGGCUCCUGGGGAAGACUCUCCUACACAUAGACCCCUUCUCCCCUGCCAGGGCUGGGCUCACAGGGAAAGCAGUCCCAGCCACCUACUUUUGGUCCAUGGGGUUUGGAGAGAACAAGACCCUGGGAGAGACAGAUGAAGGUAGGGGCUCUUGUGGACCUUCAGGAAGACCCUGGAGCCUGGGAUGCAGAGGGAGGUUAGCUUUGUGUGGCGAGAUCACCCUGUCCUGGCUCCAGUGAGGGACCAGCCUUGCAGAGAGCAUGACGUCAGGCCUAGCCACCACACAGCAUCUCAGCAGCCUCUGCCUGCCAGCAGCAACCUGUGGGUGAUGUCCCAAACCUUUGAUUUCUCAAUAAAACCCUACAUGUAGGAAAA